This is a messenger RNA of Stomoxys calcitrans (stable fly), 1572 nucleotides long. RefSeq lists its product as uncharacterized. The record is from RefSeq and is a predicted model, not a curated record. The coding region runs from base 1 to 1572 and encodes 523 amino acids. The transcript has a single exon. Lineage: Eukaryota; Metazoa; Arthropoda; Insecta; Diptera; Muscidae.
AUGGAUUCUAAUAAUUUUUCGCAGGUUUUGACUCAACUGCAAGAAACCAAUCACGCAUUUUUGGCACAAAUGUUGGCUCAAAACCAAGCUAUUUUGGAAGAUGUUAUUUCGAGGAACAAGAGCUCUUUGGUGAUACCUUCGUUCAGAAAUUUCAAUAAUGGAACAGAACAAUGGUCAACAUAUCAAUUUCAAUUGGAACAGCAUAUGAUAGCAAGUUCUGUAAAAUGUGAAGAUACGAAGCGGUCUUGUUUUCUUAGCUGGGUUGGAUCUGAUGUUUUGGAGCUUUUGCAAAGGCUAUUUGAUGGGAAAGCAGAAGUACAACCAUACAAGGAGUUAGUUACCGCAUUAGAAAAGCAUUUUGGAAGUCAACAGCACAUUUUAGCCGCUCGAUUUAAAUUUUAUAAUCAAACAAGAAUGAAGGAGAAUCAGAAAUACGUUGAUUGGGUUGCAGAUCUAAGAGGUGUAGCCAGAGAAUGUAAUUUUACGUGUGAAAAUGAAUACUGCAGACAAUCCUACGUCGAUAACAAAAUAAGGGAUAUGAUUGUGUUAUACACUCCACAUAAGAAAGUCCGAACAGCUUGUUUGCAAAAAUCAAAUCCAUCUUUAGAAGAGGUGCUGCAAAUUUGUUCAAUUUUUGAAGCAACUGUUAAGGCGUCGGAUGAGAUCGAAGAUACUAAGGAGCCGACAAAUGAAGUUCACGCUAUUCAACGUUAUAAUGUUUCAGAAAGUAAAUCAAAGGGAAAGCUUACUUUCAAGAAUUUACAGUCUUGUCCAGGCUGUGGAAAGUCUCAUCAGAGAGAAGAAUGUUAUCACUUUAAGAAUAGAACCAGAUGCAAUAGAUGCUCGAAGCUUGGACAUAUAUCGAAAGUAUGUCAAGCACAAGGUAAGCUUGGAAAUAGUCAACAAAUUCAUGAAAUGGAGGUAGAGGAAUCGUCUAUAAGUCACGUUGAAGCAAUCGACACCGUCAAUAAUGGAAAGAAUGAUAAACUCAUGAUCACUAUUAAGGUAAAUAACGAAGAAUUGCCAUUUCAAUUAGACACUGGAGCUUCAUGCUCAUUGAUUGGACUUGACGUCUACAAGAAAUUAAAACAACCUUUGUGUAGUCCAAGUAAUAAAACAUUAAAAGCGUAUGGAGGAGCUAUGUUGGCUCUAAAAGGGGUGGUUAAUGUGGAUGUUAAGGUCGGCAACCAAACACGAAAUUUACAACUUUACGUUGUUGAUUUGGAAAAUGUUGUGAACAUAUUUGGAUUCGAUUGGUUUAAAGAAUUUGAUUUUCAGAUAAAAAGUCCAUACAAUAACCUAGUGAUCGAAAACUGCUUGCAAGUUUCAAAUGACUCUCUUACGGAUUUAGAAUGUAGAUUGAAACAAGUCUUAAACAAUUUCAAUGAAGUUUUUUCUGAAGGACUUGGACACUGUCCAACGUUUAAAGCAGAUAUUACCCUUAAGUCCGAUGCAGUUCCAAAAUUUAUGAAACCUUACAAUAUUCCAUUUGCGUUACACGACAAAGUUCGACAGGAAAUUGACCGUUUGGUCUCCAAUGGCGUCAUAGAGCCAAUAAAUUCGAGUGAAUGA